Messenger RNA from Coccidioides posadasii C735 delta SOWgp, 795 nucleotides. RefSeq lists its product as uncharacterized. Lineage: Eukaryota; Fungi; Ascomycota; Eurotiomycetes; Onygenales; Onygenaceae. Gene Ontology annotation, cellular component: membrane. Gene Ontology annotation, molecular function: hydrolase activity. The record is from RefSeq and is a predicted model, not a curated record.
AUGGCUGUCAGUCUCCCACCAGCUCCCGCAGUCUAUCUGCUCUUGGUCUCCCUGCCUUUGCUGGUUAUUUCGGAGACCAAUUCUUUCCUCACGGGCCAUGCGCUGUUUAAAAUGCUCUCCUCGGCCGCCUUCGUCGGCGCGCCGCUCCUCCACCUCUCAGCCGAAUCAUCGCCGUACAACACUUUCGUCACCUACGGCCUCCUCUUCUCCGUCCUCGGUGACUUCCUCCUAAUACCUUCACAAAAUGAGUACUACAGCCUAAGCCCCGCUCCAGCCGCGAAAAAGAACAACGGGAGCAGUCCCACUGAACCGGAAGAACCAAAAAUUUCAAUAUCCUUUCAACUCGGCGUCGUCGCUUUUGCAGCAGCGCAUAUAGCCUACAUCCUGGCCUUCCUCCAGAACUCACCGGAAGAUAUAUCAUGGCCAUCGUUUGCCAUCACGUUCGUCACCACGAUGAUGAUCGCAAGAUGGCUUGGUGUCAUAUACCCAUCGCCGGCGAGCAGCAAUGCGCUCAACCUCGUUAUCCCUAAGGACAUGCUGUUCCUGGUCCUGAUAUACGCGGCCAUCAUCAGCUCAAUGCUGGCGGUUGCGGUCUCCACGGUCCCUUCACUGCAACACCAGCGGGUGCUGGGAGCGGCGAUGUUUGUUGUCAGUGAUAUUUUCGUGGCGAAGGAUGCGUUUGGCAAAAGGUCACGGCCCAAGAAUGAGAGAAAUUGGUGGCUACAGUCUGCUACGGGGUGGGGUCUCUACUUCUGGGGUCAGAUGGUUUUGGCUGGGACAGUGGAAGGGAUUUGA